Paramecium sonneborni is the source of this 1404-nucleotide messenger RNA. NCBI's taxonomy places the organism in Eukaryota, Ciliophora, Oligohymenophorea, Peniculida, Parameciidae. The record is from the annotation of a GenBank genome assembly.
AUGAAAUCUCUCUAUUUAGUUUUUCUAACUCAAAUAAAUGAUUAACAGUAAGUAUUAUUAUUUCAAAAUACUCCAUAACAAACUUUUUCUCUUCCAAAAACAGAAAUUACAAAAGAGGAUUUCUUAAGUGCAUCAAUAGCUGGACCAAAGAUAAUAUUGGAUUAAUUGAAAAAUAUUGAGUUAUAGAAAUUUACUUUUUGUAAGUAAUAAUAUUUGGAUAUGGUUGAUUUUGAUAGUUACAAAUACAAAGAAUAACAUGUGUGGAUUCAUAGUUCUUAAAAAGAGAAAGUAUAAAUCAUAUAAAAUUUAAUAGGAAUUACUAAGACAUAAAAGAAAUGUUUAAGCUUCACUUUGGACUUAAUUUUUUAAUAAUUGUCCAUUAUGGAAUGAUGAUGAUGAAUAGAAUUUUUAUUACAUAAUAUAAUUACAAAAAAAGGACCUUGAACAUAUAUAAUCCUAAUAGGGUUUAAUUAUAAAGUAUGGAUAAUAGUUAUAAAAAUAAUAGAUAAAUAAAUGUGUAAGAAUUAGAGUAAAACUUUUAAAAGGAUUCAUUAGAGUAGAGAUAAAAGUUUAAAGACUUAUAAAAUGCAUUGAUAAAAAAUGAACAUUUAAGGAUUGAUGGUAGAAUUAUUCUUCACUUUAAUUUCAAGACUUUAUAGCAUUCAAUUUAUAAUAGUUCAGGUUUUCAAUUAGAUACAGUUUCUGUAUAUAAUGGAAUAUUUCGUAGAAGAUUUGAUAAUUGGAAUCAAUAUAAUGUUGCUCAAGGACAUUAUCCAAGUGAUGAUAUUAUUAAGAGAGCUGAUGCAAUUAUUAUGCCUGGCAAUAGAAUAUCAGUUUAUGAUCAUUAUUAGUGGAUUGAAGAUGUUAAAUAGAUUUUAAGAAAGGGAUAUGAAACUAAUCCAAAAUUAAAGAUAUUAGGAAUUUGUUUUGGCUUUUAAAUUCUUACUGUUGCUUUAGGAGGCAAAGUUGAAAGAAUGAAAGAUUAGUUUGUUUUUGGAAAUACAUUUCUCGAACAUCAAAUUAAUGUGAUGAAAUAAUUCAAGUUAUUUUAAGGAAUCUAAUUAAAAGAAAGGACUGUCAUAAACUAAGCUCAUGGAGAUGAAAUCACAUAACAUCCAGAUUUCUUAUAUUUAUUAUCAUCUAGUGAUUCUUGCAAAGUAACUUUUAAAUAAAUUUAUUGAUAGAAUGAAAUUAUGAUUUCCAAAGAUGAAAGAAUUUUAGUAUUUUAAGGACAUCCAGAAUAUUCAAGUGCUGGAAUGAAUAUGAUAUCACUUACAUCUAGAUUACCAUCUGAAUAUUCUACCUUAGAUUAAGUAAUCAAAGAUGUUAAAAGAUUGUAUCCUUAAGAAUAAGAUCCUUUUCAUUUAAAUUUAUGUUUAAAGUUUCUUAAAAUUGAAAAAUGAC